UCCAUGUGGUUUGGACUGUUGUUCCUGGAGUUUGACGAGGGACUGACGACGCCCGGCGCCAUGGUGACGGGCGAAGGUUGAGGUGAUCUGUCAGCCAGCGUGAAGGAUCACUGUACUGUAGUUUGUCAAGCCGAGCCUCUCUGUAUCGACCUGGACACUGUGGGCAGCCGAAAAAGACGAGCUCGCUCCACUGUCCGGGAGCCUGGUUGUUUUUCAAUGGCCGGCCUGGUGGUGGCUCGCCCAAUUACCACUUUGCUUUUGUGCACUCCAGCACGCUGUGCCCGACCGACGAGAGCGAUAGAGAGACAGGCCUGUCUGUCUCAGUCGACUCGUCUCAGGAGAGGUCGCGACCGUCUCCACCACACCUUUUUUUCUUCUGCUGCAACGCAACCGCAAUGCAAUGCGUUCUGGGAUCCUCUUGGGCCUUUGUGCUGAGCUAUGUCCGAAUCCUCGUGCAGACAGAGACACGAGUGCCGCUCUCAGGUUUUGGCCCCCUGGCUGUUGCUGCGACGAAUUGGAUGGAUACCGGGGCCCGGAUCGGGGGUACUGGAGGGUCUGGGCUAGAAACGCAGAAUGAUGCGACAGUGCAGGAGAAAGGGUUGUGUUGAGAUUGAAGCUGCAGAGGGCUGUCCUGUAGGGCAGCGCAGUGCAGAGGAUGGAGAGUCGUUCCUGGUCCAAGUGUGUCACGCGGCGUCGAGACAGACGCUUACAGCACACAGCAGCCCUGAGCCCAUUGCCCUCGCCUUUAUCUAUCUCCUGUUGCUUGGGGGGAAUUGGCCAGCGUCCGCUACUA
Molecule: messenger RNA, 793 nt
Organism: Trichoderma virens Gv29-8
Lineage: Eukaryota; Fungi; Ascomycota; Sordariomycetes; Hypocreales; Hypocreaceae
Exons: 1
Coding region: 217-435 (72 amino acids)
Source: RefSeq, a predicted model, not a curated record